CGUGAAUGUAUCUCCAUCCAUGUGGGCCAAGCUGGGGCUCAAAUUGGCAAUGCAUGUUGGGAGCUGUAUUGUCUGGAACAUGGGAUCCAACCAGACGGACAUAUGCCCACUGAAAAGACGAUCGGAAGAGGAGAUGACUCCUUCAGCACCUUCUUUAGCGAAACAGGGGCAGGGAAGCAUGUUCCCAGAGCCAUCUUUGUCGACCUGGAACCUACUGUAAUUGAUGAGGUACGCACAGGAACUUAUCGUCAGCUGUUCCACCCUGAACAGCUGAUUACAGGAAAGGAAGAUGCAGCCAAUAACUACGCCCGUGGACACUACACCAUUGGCAAGGAGAUCAUUGAUCUGGUUCUGGACAGGACUCGUAAACUGGCUGACCAGUGCACUGGCCUGCAGGGAUUUCUCAUCUUCCACUCCUUUGGUGGGGGAACUGGUUCAGGUUUCACCUCCCUGUUGAUGGAGAGACUCUCUGUCGAUUACGGAAAGAAAUCAAAACUUGAAUUUGCCAUCUACCCAGCCCCCCAGGUUUCCACAGCUGUGGUGGAGCCUUACAACUCCAUCCUGACAACCCACACCACCCUGGAGCACUCCGACUGUGCCUUCAUGGUGGACAAUGAGGCCAUCUACGACAUCUGCCGCAGAAACCUGGACAUUGAGAGGCCCACUUACACUAACCUGAACAGGCUCAUUGGCCAGAUUGUGUCUUCCAUCACGGCUUCUCUUCGCUUUGAUGGAGCCCUGAAUGUUGACCUUACAGAGUUCCAGACCAACUUGGUGCCCUACCCUCGUAUCCACUUCCCUCUGGCCACCUACGCCCCGGUCAUCUCCGCAGAGAAAGCCUACCAUGAGCAACUGUCUGUUGCUGACAUCACCAACACCUGCUUCGAGCCGGCCAAUCAGAUGGUGAAGUGUGAUCCUCGUCAUGGUAAAUACAUGGCCUGCUGUCUGCUGUAUCGUGGUGAUGUGGUGCCCAAAGAUGUCAACUCUGCCAUUGCUGCUAUUAAAACCAAAAGCAGCAUCCAGUUUGUGGACUGGUGCCCGACUGGCUUCAAGGUGGGCAUCAACUAUCAGCCUCCAACUGUGGUUCCUGGAGGAGACCUGGCCAAGGUGCAGAGGGCUGUGUGCAUGCUGAGCAACACCACCGCCAUCGCUGAGGCCUGGGCACGUCUCGACCACAAGUUUGACCUCAUGUACGCCAAGAGAGCCUUUGUCCACUGGUAUGUUGGGGAGGGAAUGGAGGAGGGAGAGUUUGCAGAAGCCAGAGAAGAUAUGGCCGCCCUGGAGAAGGAUUAUGAAGAAGUUGGUGCUGACAACAUAGGAGAGGAUGAUGAAGGAGAUGAAUACUGACUUCUUCUGUCAUGCAUUGAAGCCAAAGUAAAUAAGUUCUUAUUACUGGUUUAACUUUAUUGUGGUGAAGAAAAAAAAAAACUUUAUAGCCAUAACAUAAAAACAAAUCAAAAUGGAAAAAUACUCUUGAAACAUCCAAAGUUUGAAGGUACUUUGAGGGACCUAGACAGGUCAACUGAAUCUGCAGACUGUGAGACAAAAAAUAUAUAUAAUUAAAAGUUUUAGCCAAACACUAGGUGUUAUUUUUACAGGAUCCUUUUAUGGUGCGAAUAAAAAGUUUAUAAGUUGCUUAUCUUCUUUCAGGCCUUCACAGAUCAAACUCAGAAACUUAGGCCAAACCCUCUCUUUUGUGCACCUCCCCCUCUGUACGCUGUACGCUGUCAUGUGGAAUGUAAGUUAUGAAAGAGCUCCUAUGUCAGUCAGUUUCUAUAUACCAUUCAGCUGUGACUCUGUGAGAGCGGCUGAGAGGGAACAUAACUGACUAAAUCACUGACUGGAGUUGUUUGUGUAGCUCAUACUCAGACAGUGGGCCUGCAGCAACAAUAGGAUCCAUGUUAUGCAUGAGUCACUGCUCUGGGACCAGAAAGGGGCUGUUGAAAAAGUUGUAACACAGAAAAGCAAAAAAAAAUUUUUUUUUUUAAAUGCCUCAUCAUUUCUUUAAAGUUUUGUUUGUUUUUAAUCUUCUUUCAUAUUAAUCCUCGGUGUGUUGAUAACCAAAGCAUUGUGUCUCUGUGUAUUGUAACUUCUCUUAAGACGAACCAUGAUUAACAAUUAUUUUUAAAUGCUGCUCUUGAUUUUAAGUACCACUGAAGCAUAUGUUCCAUACAUUUGAUGAUGCACAAUAAAAUACUUCACAGAUCUU
Messenger RNA from Labrus mixtus (cuckoo wrasse), 2209 nucleotides. Its product is annotated as tubulin alpha chain-like. Gene Ontology annotation, biological process: mitotic cell cycle; microtubule cytoskeleton organization. Gene Ontology annotation, molecular function: GTP binding; structural constituent of cytoskeleton. The coding region runs from base 103 to 1347 and encodes 414 amino acids. Gene Ontology annotation, cellular component: microtubule; cytoplasm. Lineage: Eukaryota; Metazoa; Chordata; Actinopteri; Labriformes; Labridae. The transcript is spliced from 3 exons. The record is from RefSeq and is a predicted model, not a curated record.